This is a messenger RNA of Menidia menidia (Atlantic silverside), 2287 nucleotides long. Lineage: Eukaryota; Metazoa; Chordata; Actinopteri; Atheriniformes; Atherinopsidae. The record is from the annotation of a GenBank genome assembly.
CACCUCUGUGCUACAUUCCCAUUCCCUGGGCCUAUAAAACCUGCACCAGGCCGGCUGCCACUGUUUACCUGAUGUGUUUGCUCCAUCUCUGCACUCAUCCGAACUCAUGGCGAUGCUCAGAGUUUCUUCAUACCGCAAGCUGUUUGAGGAGGACGGCUUGAGUCGAAACGGAGGGUUGAGUGCGCAGUGUGCAGGCCAGUACCGGACCUCCAUCAGGGGCGCGGCUGCCGAUGAGUGUGACUGUGACAAGUUAGACUUUGUAGCCGCCAAGGCUCUUAACAAAGAGAGUCUGAGCCGAUUCGUCCACGAACGCACCAUCAUCUCUGCCCUCAAUGACCGCCUGGUCAGACUCAUUGAUCUGGCACGCUGUUUUGAGGAGGAGAACGACUCUCUUGAAUGUCAGAUCAUUGAACUGGAGGAGGAGCUGAACAGCAAGCAGACCUUUGGCUCCACUGCCCCUGUUGUAGAGCCCGACUUCAGUCUAGAUGCUGUGGUGGAAAGACUGCGCAGGCAGAGGGAGGAGAUCCUGUGUUUCACAGAGGAGUUACAGAAAGAGGUCGAACAUCUGCAGAAAGAGUAUGAGAAGGUAGCCCAGCAGAAGAUCUUCAUCCAGCAGGAACAGCAAGAUGUUGCUGAGGAAGUGGAUGCUGUGACAGCAGAGUGUUUGGCGCUGAGGGAGCAAGUGGCUAUCUACGAGGAACAGCUGGACAACAUGGAUGCCCAACACCAGGCGGAAGUGCAGGGCCUGCUGGAGCCAGAUGAAAGGUCUCUUGGAGCAGCGACCAUUAGAUUUGGCAGUCCUGACAUCACUCCGGCCUUGGAUGUAAAGGAGUACUACCGCCAGCUGUCUGACAGCCUCCAGUUCGAGUGUGGUGCAUCUGCCUAUGCUGUGGUUCAAGGACAUGAUGGAAAGAAACUGGAAGUGGGAGGAACUGCAGGGUCAACAGUCAAAGACCUUCCAGAGAUAAAGGACGUGGGUGAGAUGAAGACUUGGAUUUCAGAGUUAGAAAGUGAACUCGCUGAGCUCGGGAAGCGUAACGAGGAGCUGGAGGAUGAGAUUGAGAUGAAGAAUGCUGCAUACACGGAGGAAGUUGCUGACUUGGAGUAUACUAUAGAUGAAAUGAAGCAGCAGGAGGAUGACCUCAAAGCACAAAUGAAGGAGCAGUGUGAAGAUAACAAGGAGCUGCUCAGUGAGAAGAUGGCCAGAGACAUAGAGAUUGCUGCCUACAGGAGUCUGGUGGAAGAAGAGGAUGAGAGGCUGUGCAGCCUGUAAGUUGAGCCUGAAGACUCAAUGGAUGGAUAGAUGCUUCCUAACACUCGGAUUAGAAAGCAAAAAAAAAGUGAAAACCAAACUCCGAACCAGCACUCGGGUGAAGCUUAAAGUUACCAAUGCAGCCAUUUGAGCAGAUGUAAACUUAUCAUGACGGAUUAAUGCCGUCUGGGGGCUUUAGCUGGGCCAUUGAUAACAGGUCGCUGGUAGAUGACCUGGAGACUUCAAAAAGAUGGAGCUGUCUGAAGCUGGUGGGAAAAUGGGGGUUGUGCCGUGUUUGUGUUCAUUCAGUCUCUGAGAGGAAUAUUUCCUUAAGUGGGUUUUUAUCUCCGCCGGGCCGCCGUCUCAUCAAUGUUAUGUCCUCGCUUUGCCGAUCGAGGCCAACACACAAACGCACACCAGCUGAAGUGUGCGUCUGCGGGGCGUCCUCUCACUCCGAUGCCACCUCGUCCGUCACUCUACUUUUGUCUGAUUAUCGGCUCUUAACCCGUGACCCCUUCACUAUUAUCAAACCUACUGACGGGCCCGCCCCCCGCUAACUGAAAGCAUCUCACCUUCUCCUUGUUUUUACAGUCAUGUGUUCAUGUUGCUUUUGACAGUCGAGUGUGCAGUGCACUGUGUUUGCUUUUCAAAUGAUUCAUGAAGUGGUUUUUCUGCAGCUCUUUGGAAACCAGCACCUGCAUCUUUCCUCGUGAAAAGUCGGAGUGAUUCAUUGUUUCCUUCUCGAAAAACACUGUCCCAAUUUGCUGUCAGAAAUGAGCUUUUAGUAAUACAUUCCUUACUAAUCUUUUCCAUAUUUUCCAUACAAAAUUAAAGCUGUCGGAGAUAAAUCAUUUUCGCUUCCUGCCUAUGCAAAAGCAGAAAACUGUACUUUGAUUUGAAUUAAAUAAAACAUCAUCUCAUGCUGUGUGGUUUUUUAUUCUGUGAAAAACUCCAUUUCAUGUGAACUUCUUAUGAAUCUUCGGGCUUAAGACUUUUCCCGUGUUGUGGAAAAACUUGUGAUUUAUGUCCACUUAU